Molecule: messenger RNA, 923 nt
Organism: Paramecium octaurelia
Lineage: Eukaryota; Ciliophora; Oligohymenophorea; Peniculida; Parameciidae
Source: the annotation of a GenBank genome assembly
AUUCAAUUAUGUUAUUCUUAUCCAUAUUGAUUGGAAGGUGUUUUGCCACUCUCAAUCUAACCAUUGGAAUUGACAUAAACAAUAAGGAAUCCUUGGCUUAUUUGGGAAGAUUGGAAUAACAUUAUGAAUAAUUUGAAGAAAAAGGAUGUAAUUCUCUUCUAAUUCAAUUAAGUGACCUUGAACAUUCGGAAUCACAUUCUGCCAUGCUACACAUGCAAAUAAAGACAUAAUUUUACUUAACCUGAAAUACAUUGCUUUGGAGGUGGAAGAUAUUGUUGUAAGCAAUUUUGUAUUAAUGCUUAGAAUUUUCAACUUAUGCCAAUGGCCAAUAGUUACUUACUGAGAUUAUCAAAUAGCAAUGCCUAUUUGAAAAGGAUAUUUAAACAUUUUUAAGCUAUAUCAAUUUCUUUUAGUAAGAUUGUUUUGAAAGUCCACAUUAUACAUUCUGUUCAGAAAAUAUAUUGAAAAAUUUGCUUAGUUAAAAUACAACCCAACUUGAUGAAUGCGUUAAUGCUAGCUUUUUAGGAGAGGGUGAUAAAGCAUUGUUAGAAAAUCACCUACUUGCUUAAGAAAUGAAUAAGUAAUAUAAUGAGAGUUCUCUAAGUGUGUACUUAGAUAACAAAGAAAUUAAGGAUUCGACUUUUCCUGAUAUGAUUGGAUAAAUUUGUGAAAAAUUAAAAACUGAUCCACCUGAAUAUUGCAAUAUAUUUUCACGUCUUGAAAAAAACACAAGUCUUAAAUUAGAUGAUUAAAUCUUCUUUUUUGUUUUUAUAGUACUACUAAUGCUCUUAAUUUUGAUAUCAAUAAAGGUCUUAAAAAGUGUUAAGUAUGUGAUAUUGGAAAAACAAUCAAUCCCUGUAGAAGAAACAAUUGGAAUUAUUUCAGGGGAAAAUGUACAAUGAUUUUAUGAAAUUUUAUUAGAG